UUGAGGACAGAAGCUGCAGCAUGAUGAAGACGCCUCCUUCUUCUGCAUCUCUGCAAGUCAAACGCAAAAGUGUGCGUCAGAUCAGGAGACAUCGCUACCCAGGUGGAGCCAACGGUCGAGGCUCCAAGGCCCAGCUGUGGAAGAUCCAGCCCAACAAACACGACACCAUGUGUUUCGUCAAAAUUACGCCUCCGGCGACCGUCAUCCAGCGGAAGGAGAUGGAAACUUACUUACAACUUUUGGACGAUGAAGUGAUUCGGGACUUUCUGAUGAUGGACUCUUGCUAUAAAGUAACAGACAAGUACCUGUUAGCCAUGACAUUUGUGUACUUCAAACGGGCCUCGUUCACUAUUGCCGAAUACACCAGAAAGAACUUCUUUAUCGCAUUGUAUCUCGCUAACACUAUGGAGGAGGAAGAAGAGGAGAGCAAGUAUGAAAUUUUUCCGUGGGCUCUGGGCAAGAACUGGUUGAGGAUGUUUCCCCGAUUCCUCCAGCAGCGAGACGGACUGUGGACUCGCAUCCAGUACAGAGCGGUAGUCAGUAGCCGCUGCUGUGAGAAGGUCAUGGCAAUUGCGGCGUCCCACGCUGCUUGGCAGAGGCAGCGUUUCGAUCACCACAGUGGUGCCCAGCGACGGUACACGGAUCAAGGCCCUGCCUGUCGUCCUCGCGGACCCUCGGCCUCCCGGAAAGCUUGUUCCCUGUGCAACUGUGGCAGCAGCCGACAUCGUAGUAAUGUCUCCUUCUCUGCCGCCAUGAGCUCAUCUGCAAAGACCCGGGAUAAAACCUGUAACGCCCCAUUACCCUCUGCCUUUAGUCUGGAAUUAACCCCUCCUAGGGCCGCCAUGUACUUCAGCUGGACAGCGGAGAGUCAAAGCCCGGACGGCCCUGGAAGCUUUCUCAGGGAUACAUCUUCCGGUAAAUCCUCGUGUGACGCCUUAAUGGACUGGAUGAAUGAGAUGUAAAAGCGCUGGAGGUCGAGCACGUUCCUCUCCGUUCCAGCUGAGCAGUUCAGGGCAUUAAAACUUCACUUCCUGGAGA
Molecule: messenger RNA, 1038 nt
Organism: Cololabis saira (Pacific saury)
Lineage: Eukaryota; Metazoa; Chordata; Actinopteri; Beloniformes; Belonidae
Gene: spdya
Product: speedy/RINGO cell cycle regulator family member A
Exons: 6
Coding region: 21-962 (313 amino acids)
Biological process (GO): positive regulation of cyclin-dependent protein serine/threonine kinase activity
Molecular function (GO): protein kinase binding
Source: RefSeq, a predicted model, not a curated record